AUGGUGGUGCUUUCGUUUGUUGGUUUAUUUCUGCUAGUAGCUUUUGGUAUUGAUGUUAAUGCUUAUAAAUCCUAUUCACAACAUCAACUAUGGCGUCUAAAUGUUACAACUGAUGAACAAGUCAAAGGACUGACUGAUUUACGUCGCAAAGCGUAUGAAUUUAAUAUCAAUUUCUGGUCGGAAGAUAUUCGAAUCAAUAUUCCAGUCGAUGUCAGCAUAGGACCGAAGUCUAUUCGUGAUUUACAUGAAUAUUUAUCUUUGAAUAAAAUCAACUAUGAUGUGAUUAUGAAAGACAUUGGCUCCAUGAUUGACGGUCAAAAACUCCUUCAUCAAUUUCGACCGUCUAAUCUCAUUGCAAAUGACUUUGCAUAUGAUAAAUACCAUCCACUAGAUGAAAUUCAUUCGUGGAUUGAUACUAUGGUUCAGACCUAUCCCUCAUUAGCAACAUCAUUUAUUGNCCUUUCCACUAGUCACCUUUUCUUUCUCAGGCAAGUCUAA
Messenger RNA from Adineta ricciae, 498 nucleotides. NCBI's taxonomy places the organism in Eukaryota, Metazoa, Rotifera, Eurotatoria, Adinetida, Adinetidae. The record is from the annotation of a GenBank genome assembly.